This is a messenger RNA of Lathyrus oleraceus (garden pea), 2349 nucleotides long. RefSeq names its product wall-associated receptor kinase-like 21. Gene Ontology annotation, molecular function: ATP binding; protein kinase activity. The coding region runs from base 215 to 1987 and encodes 590 amino acids. The transcript is spliced from 7 exons. Lineage: Eukaryota; Viridiplantae; Streptophyta; Magnoliopsida; Fabales; Fabaceae. Gene Ontology annotation, biological process: protein phosphorylation. The record is from RefSeq and is a predicted model, not a curated record.
UACAAUAAUUUGGUGACAAUUACAAUGUCAUAGAAAUGCACAGAAGCUGUGAUGUGUUAAUAAUUGAGAAUAUCCAUAUUCUGGUUUAGGUAGCGAUGAUGGCAAUGAAAGAUGAUAAGUCUAUUAUAUGUACUGAAUUCCAUUAGUCUAAUGGAAAAAUUUUGGUGAGUUUGUACGUUGCGCUGCUUCUCCAUUAUUAUGCAAAUAAAAAGCCAUGGCUCGCCUCCCUGCCAUUCCAUUUCUCACUUUUGCUAUCCUUAUAAACUCUUUCCUGCUCAUAUCUCCUGCACCCAACCACACACAAGGUACAUGUGCAUUGGAUUUCAAUGCAUCCCAAUAUGAGUAUAUGCCAUUUGGUGAAUGUGGAAGUGUCAAAGAAGAUAUAACAAACUGGGGUAGCACUAGUGAUGGUUUCCCAACUACUGUCUGCUGCAGAAAUUCCCUUACCCUACUCUCCGACGCCCUCGCCUCGCAAGUCCGUAACUCGACCGGACAAAUCUUUCUUUCUCAACAACAAUGGCAGAGUUGCAACAAAUCAUUCCAUCCGCAACAAGGGAUGUCUCUAUCUUCAUGUGGCUUUGAUAACAUUUACCUUGGUAGCUCCAAAUGCUCCAACUUAUAUUUGCUUGAUGCUCAGAACUUGCAACAGUUCACAGAUGCAUUGCAAAAAUGUAGCCACUUUGAUCAUUCGUUUGAAGAGUCGUGUCUGGAUUGUACGAGCGCGAUUUUGAGCUUACGAGAUGGUUUGUAUGAUAAAAUGGUUGGUAAGGACAACUACAAUGAUACCGAGAGAGCCAUAUGUGGCGUAGCAGCUCUUGUUUCUGUUGCUUUUGAACAACAAGAUGAUCCUUUCCUUGCUGACAAAUUCCUGCGAUGCUUUCCGCCUCCAGCAGUAUAUAACAAGAAAUCAUCGAUGAAGAAACUUGUGUUGGGAGUAUUGGUGGUAGCGAUCCUAGCAUUAUUGAUUAUUGUUUUUCUGGUAAAAUGUGUAUCAAAGAAGAAGCCUGUUAAGAAGCAUGCUCAGUUGAAACAGAUAGCUACUUGGUCUGGAUUGUACUGGUUCACGAAAACCGAAAUUGAAAAUGCGAUGAAUUUUGAAAAUGAAAAGAUAAACCUUGGACGUGGGAGUGCAGGCGAGGUGUAUAGAGGCGUUUUGCCUAGUGGUCAAGUUGUGGCAAUCAAGCAUUUGAUAAAGAGUAACACGUCGAGUUCUGAUUCGUUCACCCGAGAACUUGCAGGCCUUUCUAGGCUUCGUCACCCGAACCUGGUUUGCUUGUUUGGUUGUUGCAUGGAAGAUGGCGAGAGAUAUUUAGUCUACGAGUUUUGCGCAAAUGGAAAUCUUGCUCAACAUCUCUUGAGAAGAGAUAGUCAUUUGACAUGGGAAGCAAGAGUGAGGAUUCUGCGAGAAUGUUCAUUUGCACUUAAGUAUCUCCAUCAUCACAUCGAGGGUUGUGUUGUACAUAGAGAUAUCAAGCUUACGAACAUUCUCUUGACUGAGAAAUACGAAGCCAAACUGUCGGAUUUCGGACUGUCAAGGAUGAUGGGAAUGGAAGAGAGCAAGGUUUUCACUGAUGUUAGAGGAACCAUAGGUUAUAUGGAUCCCGAGUACAUGAGUAAUGCGAAGCUAACUUGCGCAAGUGAUGUAUACAGUUUCGGAAUCGUUGCUUUGCAAAUUCUGUCGGGACAGAAAGUCAUAGAAUUGGAUCUCGAUGCGAGAGACCAGCUCACCAGAAAGGCAAGAGAUGUGAGUAUGGGAAAGCGUCCACUGUCAGAUUUUGUAGACUCGCGACUAAAGGGACAAGUUGAUAAGACGGAUUUCGGAACUAUUUUACAGAUUGCAGUACUUUGUGUUGCAAAAUCAAGCACCGGUCGUCCAUCAAUUGAGGUCGUUUUUGACGAAUUGGACAAAGUCUAUAGGGACAUAGAAGCACGCAAGAAGACAACCCCAACACCAUCAACAACAACAUCAACAUCCAGCUCUAAUUGACGCCUCUAUUCACGUGUAUGAUUAAAGUUGAAGAAGUGAAACGGAAAAAUAGAAGACGAAUAUGUACAUUACGGUACAUAUAAUAUACUUUCAGCAUACAACUAUCACGACUGUGUUAAAGAAGUGUGACAUGUUUCCCUUGUAUUUCGCUCGCUCGCUCGCAGAUCUUUAGGUGCACCUAGAAAAUGUGUUGGAGCCAUAAAAAAAUAUCGUACUACAGCAAAAGAAAGAAAUGUUGUUGCAGUCAUUCAGAUCUUCGAUUCAGAAGCGUGUUAUAGACUCGAAGCAAUAGAAAUUUGAAUCGCAUCUACGUUAUCUGUCUUUAUUUUAUUAUAAUCUAUAUGGCAUAGUUCAGAUUUCAC